Molecule: messenger RNA, 1616 nt
Organism: Momordica charantia (bitter melon)
Lineage: Eukaryota; Viridiplantae; Streptophyta; Magnoliopsida; Cucurbitales; Cucurbitaceae
Product: AAA-ATPase At3g50940
Molecular function (GO): ATP binding; ATP hydrolysis activity
Source: RefSeq, a predicted model, not a curated record
GGAGAGAAAUUCGCACCCCCUGCCCUGGCCUCGCUUCAAAACCAAAGCAAAAUGGCGUUUUUGUCGAAAAUGCCCUCGACGACAUCGAUUUUCUCCGCUUACACCGCCUUCGCAGCUUCAGCCAUGGUGGUUCGAACAGUGAUGGGGGAGAUCAGAACAAUUAUCCACCAAAUUCUUCCCCAACAACUCCGCCAUGUAACCUCCUCCAAAUUCAACGCCAUUUUUGACUUCGGGAUUCUCUCUUCUCAAAAGUUGGUUUACAUAAUCGGCGAGAGCAACGGAGUCACCACCAACGAGCUCUACAGAGCCACCGAAACGUACCUCCACACAAAAAUUCCGCUAUCUGUGAAGCAGCUCGAAGCUUCCAAAGCCAAAGAGCAGAAGAAUUUCUCCUUCAAAAUCAGCAAAGGCGAGAGUUUAACCGACGAAUUCCAAGGGAUUCAAAUCACCUGGGAAUUGCAUUCCAUCCAAAAGGAUCAGAAACCCAAUUCUGAAAAACGGUACUACCAAAUGAGCUUCCUCAAAAAACAUAAAGAUUUUGUCGACGAUGUAUACCUUCCGUACAUCAUGAACAGAGCAAACGCCAUAGACGAAGGAAACAGAGUGGUGAAACUUUACUCUUUGGGGUAUGAUGAAUCCUCCAUUGUUUUGCGGAAUACGUGCUCGUUUGAGACAUUGGCUAUGGAUCCGGAGAAGAAGAAGGAGGUGAUGGAUGAUCUGGACAGAUUUGUGAGGAGGAAGGAUUUUUACAGGAGGCUUGGGAGGGCCUGGAAAAGAGGGUAUAUUUUGUAUGGCCCACCGGGAACUGGGAAAUCCAGCUUGGUGCUGGCCAUGGCUAAUUAUCUCAAGUUUAGUAUCUACGAUUUGGAGCUCACGAGCGUUGACAGUAACUCAGAGUUCAGGGAGAUGAUGCUGUGCACUGCUGACCGAUCAAUUAUUGUCAUUGAAGAUAUUGAUUGCAGCACUGAGCUUGAGGAUCGUGAAUGUGACGAUUAUGGCGACCGCAAAGGAAAGCUGACUUUGUCUGGAGUUCUAAACGCCAUUGAUGGGCUAUGGUCGAGCUGUGGGGAUGCGAGGAUUAUAGUUUUCACGACGAAUCAUAAGGAGAAGUUGGACCCAGCACUGUUAAGGCCAGGGCGAAUGGAUAUGCACAUCCACAUGACUUAUUUGACCCCAUCUGGAUUUCAGAUUCUGGCCUCAAACUAUCUGCAGAUUAAAAGCCAUGAUCGAUUCAAAGAAAUCGAAGAGCUGAUAAUGGAGGUGGAGGUCACGCCGGCGGAAAUUGCAGAGGAGCUCAUGAAAAGCGACGAUGCUGACGUGGCCCUUGGAGCAGUGGUGGAAUUCAUCAAUGGCAAGAAGAGGAAGAGGGUGGAAAAGGACGAACGGGACCCCCAAGAAGACAUUGAGGAAGAAGACCCGAAGGAGUUCAAACAAAAAAAGGGAAACACAAGAAGAAGAAGGCACAUGAGAUGGAGACGGGAUCACUCUGAUGAGUGGUGAUCAGUCAAUAAACUAGUUUUUAUGGAAAAUAUUUAGGUCCUUAGAUCAAAUUUCUAAUACUUUUUGCUUAAUUUUUUCAUCGUAAUUUCUUUGAAUUAAGUGUCAUGUUAUACAUU